GUUGGGUAAUUGCCAAAGAUGUUUGCCAAAGCCACCAGUAGCUUUGUGAAGCAGAUAGACUCCGAUGGAGAGCUGAUUCCUGUUGCUCGACUGAAUGACUCUGACAAGCUUCAGCCUCUGUGUCUGGUGAUUAAACGCAAGAGAUUCUGGUUCUGGCAGAAGCCAAAGUAUAUUUCAUCACCAUUCACCUUGAGCGAUGUGCUUACAGGAGACAAGCCUAUUAAACCUGUGGUGGUGGAGUCUGAUUUCCUGAAGUAUGAAGGCACAUUUGAGGAUCUCAUCGGAGGGAAUGUCAGAACUGAAGUUAGAAACCUCAACAUGGGCUUGGAAGGAAAAGGUUCCUCAAAACUACAGUCUUCAUUUGGAGAAUUAAGGAAGCAGGAAGUUGAUGUUCUUCAUCUCCUACAAGACUCUGAAGAAAGGAUGAUAAACAUGGACCACCCCUUUGUGCAGCAGACUCGUGAAAGGCCCAAGGAAGUGUUUGGUGUUCUUAAAGAAAAAAUCAUCACCACUCAGAAGUGCUUGAUUUCUGAGCAAGUUCAAGAAGGGCAGUUGGGCAGUGUGCAGUGGUUUAGAGCGAAACAGAUAAAGGUGUCAGUCCAAGAAAAUAGGAACAUUCAGAAGGACAGUAGUGUGGUCUUAGAAAUUCCACCAGAUACAGUCCUAGCGUACAGCAUUAUUGAGCUGAGUAUUAAAACUGAUGGACAGUAUGAGUUAAGUCUGCUACCUGACAAGCGUGGGGGCUUUGAAGCUGAAUCCAGGAAGAAAUCCUCCUCUCCUGAUCUCAUAUCAUUGCUGGAUGGGCCGAUUGAGCUCGACGGAGGGAGUGUUCGGAGGAAGCAUGCUGAAGAUGUCAGAAACAUCCCCAGUGAAGCACCACUCACUGUCCUGAAACAAGAUUUCGAAGAAUUUAAGACACAGUUUAAACCAUUUGCAGAAAUGCCUGAAGACCAACGAGCUGCACUGUUCAAGAUGGUGAAUAAAGUGUUGUAUGAUAAAGCAGUGGUUAUCGUUGUGGAGAAUGUGCUGGAGCAGCUCAACUCGGGUGAUAAGCCAGAUCUCUCAGAACUGGAGGAGUUAAACCCCUCUCAGAAAGCAUGUGCGACCGCGCUGCUGCAGGCUGUCGGAUACAGCUGUGAAGAGGAGAGCCAGCUGAUAGAGACGGACAGUCUUCACAGAGCUCCUUGUCUUCUCACUGCUACACACUUCCUCGUCAGUGCCAUGGAAGAAAUGUCCGAUAUUAGUCUUGUAGAACUUGGCAGCUGUUGUGACCUGCAAAUAAUACAAGCUUUGUGUUCUUUGUUAAGCAGCAUUACAGCAGAAGGCGAGUCUUCACUGGAGCCCUCUCUGAUUGAAGAGAAGAAAUUCCACAUAGCUGAGCACCUGUUUGCUUUAUCAAACAUUAAUCUGCAGAAGGAUCAGUCUGCAGUGAAAGCAACGACGAGAAAACAGCCUGGAUUCCUUCCUUUAAUCCUGUCUAUAGCUGUGAGUGGACUGGCCACACUGAGUGAAAGCCAUUAAUGUGUGUCUGGGACUAGCUGGGCUGUUAAUGAUUUUACAUACAUUUCUUACAAGGUGUAAAGGGGAAAAAAAGAACUCAAGAAGUGCAAUGUGUAAUGUGCAACAGUUACCGUUUUUAAACAGACUGACAACAUAGCAACACGUCUAAUCUCAGCAGAAAUGUGUUUUCUACUUUGGUAGAAGAAAAAUGUGUUUAAAUUGUGUAUUUGAUUAUUCUACUUCGUAUUUAAAAAAAAAAAAAAAAGUUUUAAAAGUAUUUUAAGCUAUAUUUUAUUUUUCAGCAUUGGACUUUAAUAAGUUAGAUAUGUUUAAGAGAUAACUGAUAGGCACCAUAAGUGUCUAAAGGGAUCUGCAGGCAGAUUUACGGAAGAUUUCCAUGGAAAUUUGUUGUGACUCCUGUGUUAGCGCAUGUUGUUUACUGUGCUGAGAAGUUGUUUUAUACCAGUAAUAACCAGCUGAUGGCGCCAAAUAGCUGUUUUUGUAAUGUGUAAAGGCUUUUAGGAAACCGUUCAGCAUUUUUCAUGUAAUGCUGCAAUUUGGAAUAUUGCUUCCUAUUUAAUUAUUUGUAGUUAUUUUGUACUAACAAGAUCAAAUGGAUCACUGGAGGCGGUGUAUAUCGAAUUCAGGUGCCCUGUUCACUCCGCAUGUACAGAGCGAUCUUUUUCCAGUCACUGCACAUGCUCUGCUGGUUUCAGUAGGCACUAUGGUAUGACGCAGCAGCUGCUAUUGAUCGGCAGCUCCUGUAAGAAACACGCAACAAACUACAUGUAAUAAUGUGUCAAAAAUACACUGUGACAUUGAAAGAGGACUUUGAAAAGUUAUAGCGUUAAACCAACAAGGUAGUAUAAUAAUAAUAAUAACACUAUGUAACACAAUUUUUGUUCCUGGGUAGUAAGUGUUAUUUCCU
This is a messenger RNA of Polyodon spathula (Mississippi paddlefish), 2428 nucleotides long. RefSeq names its product gasdermin-E-like. Gene Ontology annotation, biological process: programmed cell death. The coding region runs from base 19 to 1521 and encodes 500 amino acids. The record is from RefSeq and is a predicted model, not a curated record. NCBI's taxonomy places the organism in Eukaryota, Metazoa, Chordata, Actinopteri, Acipenseriformes, Polyodontidae. Gene Ontology annotation, cellular component: cytoplasm. The transcript is spliced from 9 exons.